This is a messenger RNA of Sesamum indicum (sesame), 954 nucleotides long. RefSeq names its product putative ubiquitin-conjugating enzyme E2 38. The record is from RefSeq and is a predicted model, not a curated record. NCBI's taxonomy places the organism in Eukaryota, Viridiplantae, Streptophyta, Magnoliopsida, Lamiales, Pedaliaceae. Gene Ontology annotation, molecular function: ubiquitin conjugating enzyme activity.
CAUAAUUAAAUGGAUCAACAUCUUCCAUCAGCGUCCAACAUAGAAAGGAGAAAAACCAAUUCUGAAGACCUAGAAAUUAAGAAGAUAUUUGGGGAGAUAGAAGAGAUAGAGGAUGCAGUUGAACGGAGUUUCAAUCGUUUCAGGAACUUCGACAUAAUUAGCCAUCCUCCUCGUGAUCACCAUUACUUGAGUUACAGGCCUCACGGUUUGGAAAAGACUGUUUGUGGAUCUAAUUUCAGCAGAAGGAUUGAACAAGAAUGGAGUCUAUUGGCUGAAAACAUACCGAAUUCUAUUUUCGUAAGGGCAUAUCAACAUAGGAUUGAUCUACUGAGGGCAGCCAUUAUUGGCCCACCGGGCACUCCCUAUCACCAUUGCUUGUUCUUCUUCGACAUAUGUUUCCCGAGAAACUAUCCAUCUACUCCACCAAAGCUCCAUUACCGCUCCUAUAACCUUGAUUUGAACCCAAGCCUAUGGCGUGAUGGCAGGGUUUGCCUUACCCCUUGUGAAACAUGGUUCGACCGCCUGAAGCAGAAUUGGCUAGGAAACAAUAACAAAGGGAAGUGGAACCCUAAUGAGUCUAAUCUUCUGCAAGUUCUUAGAGGGAUUCAGGAUCUAAUCUCGAGUUCAAGCCCACAUUCUCUGGAGCAUUCUCGUUUCAUGUCAACGUGUGAGAAGAUGAUUAGGAUUUUAAGACAACCUCCACAGGAUUUUGAAGAUUUCGUGGCGGGACACUUCAGGAAAAGGGCUCAUCCAGUUUUGCUUAAAUUCAAAGAAAACAAUUAUGACAGCAAGCUUAUGAUCGAUCUGUUCGUGAGUUUGUUUAAGGCGUUUGAAACGAAUGGAGCUUAUUGCAAGCACCAUCUAGAUUUCUUGAGACCAAGAAACCAGCAAAAUCAGUAAUGCAAGAUGUGGAAGCAGGAAUCAGGAAUAGCAAAGGCCAUGAAUAUAGCGAAG